Volvox carteri f. nagariensis is the source of this 1155-nucleotide messenger RNA. RefSeq lists its product as uncharacterized. The record is from RefSeq and is a predicted model, not a curated record. Bases 1 to 1155 code for a protein of 384 amino acids. The transcript has 9 exons. Gene Ontology annotation, molecular function: phosphatase activity. Lineage: Eukaryota; Viridiplantae; Chlorophyta; Chlorophyceae; Chlamydomonadales; Volvocaceae.
AUGCCCUGCAAGUGGAACCCCAGCGAAGAUUUAAGCCCAACGGACCUGCUGGGGGGUGAAUGCAGCAUACAGGAGCUGGCCGCGCAAGUCCAUGCGCUCAAAGGACUCGUUCAGGCUCAGCAAGACAUACUCUACUCCCAAAAAGCUCAAAUAGAUCAGCUUGUGGAAACCCUCCAAGAGGAGCGCCUGCGCGCAGCGCAGAAUGCCAUCGCAAUGCCGGAGAUGCCGCAGCAGCAGCAGCGCCCGCUGCUGCAGCAGCAACCACAGCUACGGCCCUUCGACUUGCAGCGCAUCGCGUACGGCGACCGGCGCCUGAUGGGGCUGUACGACGCCCGCUUCCACUCCACCCACACCGGCGCCAUCCCCUCGGAUCUGCGAAUCCUGCCGGACCGCAUCAUCCUUGUACGGCAUGCUGAGUCUGAGGGCAAUGUGGACAACAAGGCGUACACGUACAUCCCGGACAGCCAGGUGCCCCUGACUGCCCGGGGCCACAUGCAAGCUCGCGAGGCGGGUAAGCAAAUCAAGGGGCUCAUGGAGGCGGAUCCGGAGAGAGCCCGGGACUACAAACUGUACUUCUACAUAUCGCCGUACAAACGGUCGUUGCAGACGUACGAAGGAAUCAGUUCCCAGUUUCCUACCCACCAUCUUCUGGGGGUACAGGAGGAGGUGCAGCUAAGGGAGCAGCAGCAGGACUUCGGUAACUUCCAGGACGAGCAGGGCAAGCAACAUGAGAAGGCGGAGAGACUUCGGUUCGGCCGGUUCUUCUACCGUUUCCCCAACGGUGAGAGCGGCGCGGACGUGUACGACCGCAUCACCAUAUUCGAGGACCACAUGGUUCGCGACAUCAACGCGGGUCGGUUCGCCGACAACACGGCUCUGGUGCUGGUGAGCCACGGCCUGGCACUGAGGAUCUUCCUGAUGCGCUGGUUCCACUGGACGGUGGACGAGUUCCUGCUGGUGUACAACCCUGGUAAUGCCGAGCCUCUGGUUCUGGAGCGCUGUCCCUCCACGGAGUACUCCUCCUGGCGACACACCAAGUCGCUGUACCGCCUCACUGACGAGUCGAUGAGGGCCUUGCGGGGGUGUACGGCAGAGAUGUGCUCCACGGACCAUCUGCCGCGGAAGUCGCUCAAGGUGUCCACACGGCUGAUGUGA